ACAUGAAUCUCUUGCAGGAUAGCCUUUCCCAUCGUGUGCGAUGAAUCCCUCACGUUGACCAUCCGUAUAAUUACCUACAUAUCAAUCAUAAAAUAGAACAUCAGUGAAGGAAUGUGUCGGUUAGAAAAUUAUCGAGACAAACAUCAGCCAAGAGCAUCUCAUAAAUCUAAGAGCUCAAUGACAAACGAAUCAGAGAUAUCUGGAUUGAAGAAACAACUCAGAGUAAAAAUAUCAUUUUUUUAUUCUUUUAUCAUAUUAUCACAUAAAUAACUCAAUUCAAUGAUCAUUAUGGCUCACAUAAUACUAAAACCAACCAAUAAAACAUUUUUUAAACAUAAGAAUAAAACACCAAACAAUUUCUAGAAAACAAUCAAACUCAUUUAGCAAGAAGCUCUAACGCAAUCAAACAAAUAAACCACUUUAAUCAAUCUUCAAACAGAUCUUAUCAACUAAAUGUUAGGAAAUUCUAUUUCCAAUUAUGAUAUGGGCCACAUAUUUUACAAUUAUAUGGGCUAUUUGGUUAUGUUGGCUAAUUGAAAGUGAUCCAAUUAGGAGCCCAAAGACAUCUUGCAUUGAUAUGGGCAUAAAUGGGUGGAAACCCAAUACUUGUUCACCUUGGGUCUUAUGGGAGCCCAUGGUGACUAGUAUAUAAAGGAGCUUGAGGUUGUGGUCCCCAAGACACCAAGACGAAACACUCUCUUCUUCUCCCCAUCAGGAAGAUCAGAGGAUUCCCGUUAGUGGUCUAAGGAGGCUUGGUUGAGGAAGAUCAUGCUACCUCCCGGAUCGUGCUCCCAGAAGUAUCGUCCGGUUGCAUAUCGUCUUAUGUUUUCCGCAUCAAGAUCCAGAGGAUCAACCGACCCGAAUCCAGUUAUUCCUACUAAUCUUUGAUAAUCUUAUAGGAUGAAGUUCCGGGGAUUACAUAUGUUAAAAGUAAUUCUAACAAGUGGUAUCAGAGCCCUUCAUCUUUGUUUGGUUAUUGGGAUUUUGGAAUGCAUUUUGGAACACUUUGAUUCUGUGUUUUCCUCCUUGUGGUUCCUUUGGAACACUUUGGCAUGUUUAUCUUUGAUAAUCUCAUGAAAUUAUGUAUUCAUAUUAAGUUUUAUAUGCUUUUUGUGUUGAUGGGGAAAUUGUGGUUUCAUUUUUUGUUGAAUCCAGAACUGCACAAUACUUGCAUGCUACUAUUCGAAACUCAUGCAAGUGAUUAAUUUUUUCACCCAUACUGCGUUGGGGGAAGUUUUCUGGGUUUCUUUAGGCAAUUGUUGCUUUAUCCCAUCUAGUUUGGUUUUCCCCUCUAAUUAGUCGUUUCAGUAAUUAAAGACAAGAAACUAAUCACAGAAUGCAUGAAUGCGGUUUUGAUAAUUAGAGGGAACCGGUAAGUCAUAAGUUUUUUUUUAUUUAUGCUACUAUUCAUGGUUUUAUUUUUUGUUUGCCCCUGUGGAAUGGAGAAUGCUCUCCAGAAAUAUGAACUAAAAUGAAUGCAUCAACGUUCAUGGUCAUUUUCAGUUGUGCUAUUUCUUACCCGUUGGAAUUCUAUUUGGGAUAUAAUUCAUUAAAGUUUCGGUAAUAAGGAUGGGGUAUUAAGUGAAAUUGUAAUUAUUUAUUUUUGCCCCUUACCGUAAGCUUAAUUUAAGGUUUUGGUGCAGGUUAACAACUAUUAUGAAAAAAAAAAAAAUCGGUUAGUUGUAUUGCUCCAUUAUGAAAGGUUUCAGUAUAAUAAUAGUUAUAAUUGUGCUGUUGCGGAAGGUUACAGAAUUAACUAUUAUUAUCUUCCGUUUAAGGGUAACGGAAGUGAAAAGAUUAAUAAUUCAGACUUUCGGUUACGGGAACUUAUUUCCGUGUUUAUGAUUUCCAUAAUAAUUAUUAUGUUCUCAUUCGGUUACGGAGAGUUUUUUUUCCGACUUUGGUUGAGGUUAUAAUAAUAAUUAUUAUCAAACCAGAUAAUUAAUUAAGUUUGUUGUCAUUAACUAGGAUAGUAAAAACCUUUUUUUUCCUUUUUCCAUGAGUUAUCUUUAAGAUUUGGUACCAGUUACGGAAAUUGAGCUGAAUCUAUCUUUCAGUUUUUCAGUUGGAACUCACAUAUUCUAACGGGACAAGCUACGGUGCUAAUCCUAUAGGGGGUUAGCACCGUACUAACUAAUAUUUAAAUGGUUUAAUUUUAUUUUUUAUUAAAUGGCCAUAAUUAAAGAAAGGGUAUAAUAGGAAAUAAGAAGAAAAUUAAAAAAAAUAUGAAAUUAAUAUGAUUUACGGAAAGUGGGGGAUUGGGUUUUUUAAUUGGUUUAAUUUUAAGGGAUCCAUUAAUUAUUAACUUCCAUUUUUUUAAUUAAAUCUGUUUCCGUUAGUGGGCGGAUUUUAAGGGAUUGGGGAUGGUUAUUGCUUGGAAAUAAUUAUUAACCCUAAUUUCUCGGAAAAAAAUAAUUGUGCUCCAUAUCAAUCUAAUAUCACGUCUCCCUCUUUAAUUGAUAGAUAUUUAUUAGUAGCAAUAUUAAUUUAAUAGUAGUGAUUCCAUAGUAAUAACAUUACAUAUUUUAACGAUAUGGUGUAGUGGUUAUUACCAUUGGUAGUGUUUUCAAUAGUUUUUUUUUGUCAUAGUCAUUUCAUUCCUCGGUUGAUUGUUUGUAGUAGCUAUUUUCGAGGUGGUAAUAGUGUUUCCAAUAAAAAGUACUAUUCCAAUAUAGUAGUUGUUAAUCGUGAUCGUAGCAAUAUUUUAUGAUGGUAGUAGUGAUUUUACAAAGAGAAAUUAUCAACAUAAUAAGAUUGAAUUCAUUAUGAACAACGCAAAGAAAAGAACUUGUUACUGCUACACAUAAACAUCUACUAAAAAAAGUUAAACCAACUACUAUAUUGAAAUGAAACACUACUACAGGAAAUACAAAUGGGAGAAAACUACUAAUCUUCUUCCAAACACUACAACAUUGAAACGCUACCACACGAAUUGGGAAUAAGUCAAUGUCACUGCUACGAACUGACCCAUCGAUUCAAUACUAUCCACAAACGAAAACACUACGAAUGAAUGGCCAUCUGCCUUCACUGUAAACUGAACAUCGCCGGAAAAUAAAAAUUAAUCCCACUCCGAUCAGAACCCAAAACAGAGCUAGGAUACAGCAACCUACACGCAACCUCCAUUGAAGACAGAUCUUGAACAAAAAAAUAAAUAAAUAACCAGCAGGGACGGCGACAUGCAAUGGAAAGACAGAUCAUAAAUCCAAAAACAAAAAACCAGAACAUGGAAUGGAGCAUGCAAUGGCGCCUAUGAGAUGAUGGAAGGACGAUUGAUGAGACUUGACUAUUACUUGAGGCGGCUCCGAUCUCGGAUGAGCAGAGGGCGGCGACAAGGUGGGAACCUCGGAGGACGGCGACGAGGACGGACAAGCGGUGGCUAUCGUCGAGUUCGUAGGAGCAGAGGAGGGCGCAGGGAGUAUUCGGUGGCGACGAGGUCGGAGGAGCAGAGGGUUGCGUCGCCGAGGAUAGUUCAGGCGAACAACGGCCGCAACUCUCGGCUUCGCUAGGUGAAGAUGAUGCGACGAAAUAGAGAGGAAAUUGAGAAGAAAGAAUCUCCCAAAAAAACGAAAGUGACUGUUGGGAUCCCACCACAAAAAUUUCGGCUGAUUUGAAGCAAUGACGUGACGUCAACUAAUUACACAGACCUUACAAAAAUACCCCUCACAAUAAAAAUCCCUUUUAUCAGCCGAAAAAAAAAGGAAAUUGAUAUAUGCGGUUAGGACGGUGCUAACGGGGUAUGGGGUUAGCAUCCCAUCCCAUCCCUAUUCUAAUGAUGAUGAUUAUGGUUCGGUUACGGUUUCAAUAAUACUAAUUAUUUAUGAUGGGUUACAAAUGUGAAGUUUAAUUAUUACCUUCCCGAUAUUAAGUAUUUUUUUUAUUUGUAUGAUAAUGAUUGUUGGCUUUUGCCGUGACUAGUAAUUAAUUCCUACAGUUAAGUAAACCAUUAUUGUGAGUUCAUUAUGCUUCUGAAGGGUCCAUUAAUAAAGACAACAACAUGAAUUUAUGGUCUGCUUAUAUAUUUGCCUUGGAUUUUAGGGCCAGCCAUAAGGAUUUCAAGAUUUAUUUGUUUUUUUUUUCGUUGUGUGAUGGUCGUUCGACUAUUAAAAUGCACUUUACGGUAAUUUUGUGCAUUUCAUGUCUCGUAAAUUGUUUGGUAAACAAGACCAGUUUAUGAGGAAUGUAAGCAUCAUUUCAUCAAAUCAAUUUUGGGGUCGGUUUAACAAAUUUUUUUGAUAAAUCCCUAUAUGGUAAAGGUUUACAUUUUAGUGCGUGCAAAUUAUGUAUUCACUGGCCCAAAGGUAGGUGAAUAUUUAAGGUUCCAUAUGUGCGCAUAAAGUAAUAAAUAUGUGAUGAUUAUUCGGUUAGCAUGUGAAUUUUAAAUCGGCCCAAAGGUGGAUUUACUGUUUCAUAUGUUCUUAUCAUCAAUAUUUAAUUAUCGUGUCAUAAGACAUCACUUACAAGUUAAUAUUUUGUCCAAAGAUAAAAUAUUAAUGGAGUGCAAGGUGUCUUGAGAUGGAGUAAACAGUUAUUUAAAAUUAUUAUUGUAAUUCUCUCUUAAUGAUAAUUAAUCACUUAUUUGGAAUUUUGUGAUUAUGAGAGAAUUGUCCGGUAUUUUAAUUAAGUCAAUUUUAGCAGUAUGUUGCCAAAGUAACCUCUACUUGUGAAAAAUUAUUUAACUUAGAUUACAUGGAUGUACGUGUAAGGUUAUUUUAUGUGGGUAGUGCUCGACCCAAAGGACGACAUUAUUUGACCAAAAUAAUCAAGCACAUUAAUGGUAAAUACGUGAUAAUUAUAAAGUUGUUGUUCAUGUAAAUAACAGUCGGUCCAAAGAUAGGUUGUUGUUUGACAGAACUUAUUAUCAGUAUUUGAUCAUUGUUUUAAGAGUACCGCUCGCAGUUAAUUUCUCUGUCCAAAGACUAAGAAUUAAUGUUGCAUUUGGUAUCUUAUGAUGGAUCCCCAAAAUUUAAUAAUUUUAUCGUCUUGUUUAAUUACAUGGCCGAUGUGUGUUUUCUUUUAUCUCAACAUAGUUUUCGUGCUUUGAUUUAAACAUUUCUGUUGAAAUUAAAGUUAACUCUUCUG
Molecule: messenger RNA, 5079 nt
Organism: Linum trigynum
Lineage: Eukaryota; Viridiplantae; Streptophyta; Magnoliopsida; Malpighiales; Linaceae
Source: the annotation of a GenBank genome assembly